Momordica charantia (bitter melon) is the source of this 882-nucleotide messenger RNA. Its product is annotated as Rubredoxin-like superfamily protein. The record is from RefSeq and is a predicted model, not a curated record. NCBI's taxonomy places the organism in Eukaryota, Viridiplantae, Streptophyta, Magnoliopsida, Cucurbitales, Cucurbitaceae. Gene Ontology annotation, molecular function: iron ion binding.
GGGUGUUGGGUGUGUAGAUAGGAUCCGAUAAAAUUGAUUGAUUGUCCGCCACUCGUAGUCUGUAUUCACUAUUCGCCCAUGUCUCUCGUUUUCUGGCCGAAGCCCCAAUCUCUAUCUCCCCUUCCUUCUCUUCUCUUCUCUUCUCUGAUUGAUUCUCUUCUUCACUUUCUUUUCUGUCUUAGCUCCACCCUCCACCCACCAAUGGCUUCUGUUUCAGCUACUUCUCUCAGGAGCUUCCAGCUGCCACAUUCUAAGGAAGACGGCGGCGCUGAUCGGCACUCCAACUCCAACCGCUUGUAUCUGAAAUCGUCCUUCUUCUCUCCUUUACGCACUCCCUCCAACUCCAAGAUUCCUCCUUUAGGGAGCCAAAAAUCUGGUAAAAUUGCAGCUGCACCCAAGUUCUCCAUCUCCAUGCGCGUCGCCUCCAAGCAAGCCUAUAUCUGUCGUGAUUGCGGGUACAUUUACAAUGAUCGAACUCCUUUUGACAAAUUGCCUGAUAAGUAUUUCUGUCCUGUCUGUGGUGCUCCUAAGCGACGAUUUAGACCUUAUGAGCAAUCCGUGACAAAAAAUGUUAACGAACUCGAUGUGAGGAAGGCGAGGAAGGCGCAGAUUCAGAGAGAUGAAGCUGUUGGGAAUGUGCUGCCUAUUGCUGCUGCAGUUGGAAUCGUGGCACUUGUAGGUUUAUACUUGUACCUGAAUAGCGUGUAUUAGAUCCAGUGGCCAGUGGGUGGCUCAGUGCUUCUCACUAUUAUGUUAUAUUGAUUUACAUUCUAUAUGUAUUUUUUCCACCCCCCAAUUCAAAAACCUGGCAUAUUGCUAUAACGUUGAGGCAUGCAAGAUUAUUUUUAUAUUAAAUUGUUUCUUGAGACUUGAACAUGUUAA